AUGAAGGCUAUCACCCCACUUAUCCUCAUCUCUCUGGCCCAGGUGCCAUCAAUCUUCGCUCAACUCACCGUCCAAACAACCACCGGCAUCUAUACUGGCCUUAUCGACCCCGUGUUCCCAAAUGUCCGGCAAUUUCGAGCCAUCCGCUAUGCUGAACCGCCACUAGGCCAACUAAGAUGGCUCCCUCCGGUUCCAGUGCCCCCCUCAACACAACAAAUCUUCUCAUACACCUUCCCGCCAUCCUGCACACAAUAUCUCAGCAGCACGCCCGUCGUCUUUACCGCCCUCUUGACAAACUUCUCUAUCCCUCUCGACGGGCAGCCUGUCUUGCCAGGUGAAGUGGCACGUACGUCCUCAGAAGACUGCCUUUUUCUCUCCCUCUUUGCUCCUCUCACAGCAACCUCAUAUUCCAACCUCCCCGUCAUCCUCUUCUUCCCCGGCGGCGCGUUCACUAUCGGCGGCAUCGAUGUGUCAUUCCAGAACCCAGCCCCUUGGGUAGAGAGGUCGCAGUCACACAUUGUCGUCGUGGCCAACUACCGUCUCGACAUAGCUGGCUUCCCCGGGGCAGCUGGCUUAUCGGAACAAAAUCUCGGCCUGCUUGACCAGAGGGCGGCACUCGAAUGGGUCAGAGACAACAUCGCCCCCUUCGGCGGAGACCCAACGCGCAUUACAUUAUGGGGUCACUCAGCAGGCGGCAUAGGCGCCGAUAUGCUUGCGCACGCGUUCCCUUCGAACCCAAUCGCCCACGCUCUGUUCUUACAGUCUGGCACAGCGAUGUUUAACCUCCUUCGUCUCGGUGGACAGAGCGAAGUAGGAGCAGGUUUUUCUUUCGUUGCGCGUAACCUUGGCUGCGACUUCCCAAAUGACCCGGUUGCGGAGCUACAAUGCAUGCGACAAAUUCCUAUGAACAAGAUUAUGAACUUCGCUGGACAAUAUCGUGAGAAUGGUACCACACCAUUGCUGCCAUUCUUCUUUCCCAUCCCGGAUGGGAGGCUGGUGUUUGAGAAUUACACCCAGAGUGCAAUACAGGGGAGACUGGCGAGUAUUCCCGUGCUGGUGAGCGCAACGUCGAAUGAGGCUGCUUCUCUUACCUUUGUGCCGGCUGAUCUGGAGGAGGGGCCGAACCAGACGGAUGUCGAUACCUUAACUGUGUUGAACUGGGUGUGCAUGGCCAGUAAUACGACUCAAGAGAGGCUAUUGGCGGGAGUAACAACGUACCGGUACCAAUAUGCCGGGAACUUCUCGAGUGUGACUCCUUAUCCAUGGUUGGGUGCGUACCAUGCAAGUGAUAUCCCAAUGAUUAUGGGGACUUUCGAGACAAUAGGGGACACGGCCGAGGUGACAGAGUUUCAGAGACAGGUGGCAUAUGCGAUGCAGGACUAUUUACUCAUUUUUAUGAACGAUCCGGAGAAUGGCUUAAGGAGGUUCGGAUGGUUCCCUUAUGGGGACCAGCGGAGUUCGACUGGAGGAAGGGACUUGGUUCGGUUUGGGAGCCAUGGGAUCAUUGCCCAGGUUGUGGAUGCCGAGACGGUGGAUGGCGCUUGUACGAUGGGGAGGGUGUACGAUUCAAGUCCGUGA
Messenger RNA from Thermochaetoides thermophila DSM 1495, 1578 nucleotides. RefSeq lists its product as uncharacterized. The transcript has a single exon. The record is from RefSeq and is a predicted model, not a curated record. Bases 1 to 1578 code for a protein of 525 amino acids. NCBI's taxonomy places the organism in Eukaryota, Fungi, Ascomycota, Sordariomycetes, Sordariales, Chaetomiaceae.